AUGGCGGCUGUGCCAAACACUCGACAUGCCAGUCGUAUCCCAAUCUUUGUCGAACACAAGACAGCUCAUCCGCAACAGAGAUUGCUUCCGCCAAUUCCCAGUCCGACAAAGCCUCGUCACUUGCGAUUAAAUCACAGCGUACUAAACACCAUCCACGAGGCAGCCCUGGAAGAAACUAUCGUCAUGCUCGAUCAAUACCCUUCCAAUACCAUCUUCCUUGUUGAGGACUCCGACGAUCGACAGACUCCAGAGUCAGAUGAACGACAAAAACCAGAGUCCGAGACAUCCUCUGUCAGCUCGCGGUUUGAGACCUCACUCACAUCAACGCCCGCAACAACACUCAACGAAAUUGAAACAUACGGAUCGUUCAGCGAUUACGAACGAGCAUACGUACAAUAUCUUGUCGCCGACUUACAACGUCAGAAGUGGACCAUAGUCACUGGUCUAAGACACGCUCUGGACAAAACCCAAUUCUUGACCAUCCAACUUCACAUCUCAAUGUCGCCCCUUUACACCUUCAUUACCAUACUUCAAGAACUCAGUCAUUCUUCCGAGACCGUCCAAAUACUCCAAGAGCAAGUCAUCGAUCAACAAACCGCCAUCAAACACCAGAUUGACGAAACAAGACUCGCCAUUCGAGAACUCCUCAACACAAACCAAGCCGACAUUCGAGAAUGCGAAGUCCUGGUCAAAAAGCACGCCAACUCGGGUCUAGAUAUCGCUCUUGAACUCCGUCUGGCCGUCAAUCAUCUCAUGAUCGCUCUUGCCGCAAAAGAAGACGUUGACAUCGACAAAUUCGACAACAGCCACAAUGACGAGCUCUCACACCAACAAACCAAACUUGCCGAUUUCAGCGCUCGUGUUCGCAGUCUGGUGGAAAAUAUCGAGGAGGAAAAUAAUGAGCUUGAUAAAUGCAUCGGAGAUGUCAAUAAGAUGGUUCAUCAGAUCAAGGGCUUGCUUGUUCGCCAUGUCGAUCGCAAGAGCGCUGUCCGAAAGAUGUUGCAGAACUUGUUACGUCGAGUCUAA
Messenger RNA from Aureobasidium subglaciale EXF-2481, 1026 nucleotides. RefSeq lists its product as uncharacterized. The transcript has 2 exons. Lineage: Eukaryota; Fungi; Ascomycota; Dothideomycetes; Dothideales; Saccotheciaceae. The coding region runs from base 1 to 1026 and encodes 341 amino acids. The record is from RefSeq and is a predicted model, not a curated record.